GCUUGCAGUUUGCUCUUCUUUCACAGCUCCUAAUUACAGGUGGCUGCAACUCAUCCAUCCAGAAUCCAUCUUCAACUGCAAUACUUUUUUGGUUGAAGGAUGGUUGCCUUUGGGAAAAAGUUGAAAGAAACACAGAUUCUGGAAUGGCAAGGGUAUUACAUAAACUACAAGUUGAUGAAGAAGAAAGUGAAGCAAUAUGUGAGGCAGAUUAAUGAGUCUGACGAAAAUCGCGAGUAUGUCCUGAAGGAUUUCUCCAGGAUUCUGGAUAAGCAGAUUGAAAAGACUGUCCUGUUUGUGUUGGAACAACAAGGUCAACUAGCACACAGGCUAUCCAAUCUGGGGGAACAACAGGACUCCCUUCUGCAGCAAGCAGAGGGUUUGAAUGUUUCUGAGCUGCAAGAAUCGUACCGGGAUGUCGGGAGGGAUCUCCUAAAGCUUCUGUUUUUCGUUGAAAUGAAUGCCAUCGGCUUGCGCAAGAUCUUGAAGAAGUUUGACAAGAGGUGUGGGUACAAGUUUACUAGUUACUAUGUCAAGACUCGAGCGAAUCAUCCUUAUUCCCAGCUAAGACAGAUCUUUAAACAUGUGGGAAUUUCAGCAGUUGUUGGGACCAUAUCUCACAAUCUCGUGGAUCUCCAAGAACGACGUGGGAGCUAUGUUUCAAUAUAUGAUCAGCCCUCUGUGCAUCUUCUGGAUCCUACGAUUGACAACAUUAAAGCAGCAGUGGACAGGUUAACGAAUUCGACCAAUUUUUUGCAAUAUUUGGGGAAACAUGCACUGAUUUUGCCCGAAGAUUUACCAAAUGCAUCAGAGGAUCAUGGCAUCAGUGACAGAUAUCACUUUAUGUCGCUCGUUCUGAACUUGGCGAAUACGUUUCUGUAUAUGGUGAAUACAUACAUUAUUGUGCCAACAGCGGACGAUUACUCCAUGAGUCUCGGAGCUGCAGCCACUGUUUGUGGUGCUGUGAUAGGCUCAAUGGCUAUUGCUCAGGUGUUUUCUUCAGUGUAUUUUAGUGCCUGGUCAAAUAAAUCAUACCUGAGGCCUCUUAUUUUUAGCAGCACUGUUCUUCUAGUGGGGAACACUUUAUAUGCCCUGGCAUAUGAUUUCAAUUCGAUAUAUAUACUCCUGAUUGGGAGAGUCUUUUGUGGGCUGGGAUCUGCAAGGGCGGUUAAUAGGCGCUACAUCAGCGACUGUGUUCCUCUCCAUCUGCGAAUGAAGGCGUCUGCGGGUUUUGUCAGUGCCAGCGCGCUUGGAAUGGCGUGUGGGCCAGCCCUUGCGGGCUUGCUUCAAGCUAACAUAAAGAUCUUCAAUGUUACAUUCAACCAAGACACUUUACCGGGAUGGGUUAUGGCUGCAGCGUGGCUUUUCUACCUGUUAUGGUUGUGGAUUUCAUUCCGAGAGCCUCCAAAGGAAGAACAAGAAAAUGUUGUGCAACUAGCAGCCAAUAAUGGACUGAUUGAAAACGGUGUAGUGCAGAACGAAAAUGUUACUCAGCCAUUGCUGUUAAGUGCGGGAGAGAAGAAACGAGGUGAUGAUGAUGAUGAUGAUGAAGAAGAUGAAGACGAUGAAUGUGACAAAAGCGAAGAGUCUGCUGAGGAAAUCCAGAAACCUGUCACAUCUGUCAUGGCUGCAUAUAAGCUGCUCACUCCAUCUGUUAAGGUUCAGCUACUUAUAUACUUCAUGUUGAAGUAUGCAAUGGAGAUUCUACUUGCAGAAUCGAGCGUUGUCACCACGUACUACUUCAUAUGGUCGUCGAGCAAUGUUUCCAUUUUCCUGGCAUUUCUUGGACUGACAGUUCUUCCUGUCAGCAUUUUUGUUGGAAGCUACCUCAGCAACAUGUUUGAAGAAAGGCAAGUUCUGCUGGCUUCAGAAAUUAUGGUGUGUUUGGGCAUAAUCCUGAGCUUCCAAGUCAUAAUCCCUUAUUCAGUCCCCCAAUAUGUCUGCUCAGCUCUAAUCACAUUUGUAUCAGCUGAAGUUCUUGAAGGCGUUAACCUGUCGCUCUUGUCUCGUGUCAUGUCAUCGCGCCUGGCACGAGGGACGUUCAACGGUGGGUUGCUUUCGACAGAAGCGGGGACGCUGGCUCGGGUUUUUGCAGAUGGGACAAUCACCCUGGCAGGAUACUGGGGCAUGAGCAGGCUCUUGAAUGCCACCCUGCUUCCUUCAUUAGUCAUCUGUGUGUUCUCCAUCAUAGCCACCUGCUUCACCUACAAUUCCCUCUAUUGAUGGGGACUCCCUCCCUUGCUAUGUGACCUUCCUUUUGUCUUUGUAUAUGUGUUAAAUGUUACAGAAGCUGCUAAUUUCAGAGCUGCCAAUGAUGCAGUAGUAUGGCCUUUAUGCUCCUACUUUAAUUUUCUGCA
Messenger RNA from Ipomoea triloba (trilobed morning glory), 2354 nucleotides. Its product is annotated as SPX domain-containing membrane protein At4g22990-like. The record is from RefSeq and is a predicted model, not a curated record. Gene Ontology annotation, biological process: transmembrane transport. Gene Ontology annotation, molecular function: transmembrane transporter activity. Gene Ontology annotation, cellular component: membrane. The transcript has 11 exons. The coding region runs from base 100 to 2220 and encodes 706 amino acids. NCBI's taxonomy places the organism in Eukaryota, Viridiplantae, Streptophyta, Magnoliopsida, Solanales, Convolvulaceae.